Molecule: messenger RNA, 918 nt
Organism: Chrysochloris asiatica (Cape golden mole)
Lineage: Eukaryota; Metazoa; Chordata; Mammalia; Afrosoricida; Chrysochloridae
Gene: FBXO27
Product: F-box protein 27
Exons: 6
Coding region: 1-918 (305 amino acids)
Biological process (GO): SCF-dependent proteasomal ubiquitin-dependent protein catabolic process; glycoprotein catabolic process
Cellular component (GO): SCF ubiquitin ligase complex; cytoplasm
Molecular function (GO): protein binding; ubiquitin protein ligase activity
Source: RefSeq, a predicted model, not a curated record
AUGAAGGGUGCUGAGUUGGGGAUCUGGCAAUUUGCCAGUGGCAAGCCGGGACUGGGGGACAUGGGGAAGGGGCCCCCUAGGGCUGUCGCUGGCUCUCGCGCGGGGACAAUGGGCGCUUCGGCUCGGAAGCGGAAAUAUGAAGAGGGGCUGGACUUGAGCCAGCUGCCCCCCGAACUGCUGCUGGAGGUCUUGAGCCACGUGCCCCCGCGGUCGCUGCUCGGGAGCUGCCGCCGGGUGUGUCGGGGCUGGCGCGCCCUGGUGGACGGCCAGGCCCUGUGGCUGCUGAUCCUGGCCCGGGAUUCGAGCGCCGAGGGCCGCGCUCUUCUGGCUGUGGUCCGCAGUUACUUGCCCGCAGUCCCGAUCGCCCUGGCCCGCUUCUGCGAGCGCCGACCAAUCGGACGAAAUCUUAUCCGCAACCCUUGCGGCCAAGAAGGCCUUCGGCAAUGGGUGGUUGAGCACGGUGGGGACGGCUGGGUGGUGGACGAAAACAAGACAACCAUACCUGAGGCCCCAGCGCAGACCUGCUUUGUCAGUUCUUACAGAUGGUGUAACAAGAAGCAGGUCUUGGACCUGGAGAAGGAAGGUCUCUGGCCAGAACUGCUGGAUAGUGGCAGAAUUGAGAUUUGCAUCUCUGACUGGUGGGGAGCCCGACAUGACUGUGGCUGUCAGUAUCAGCUUACUGUCCAGCUUUUGGAUGCCAACCAGACUGUCCUGGAUAAAUUCUAUGUUGCCCCUGAUCCUAUUGAGCAAUGGAACAACAAUGCCUGCUUUCAGGUCACCCAUGUGUUCUCCAACAUCAAGACAGGCGUCCGCUUUGUGUUUUUCCAACAUUGGGGCCAGGACACGCAGUUCUGGGCAGGCCAUUAUGGAGCCCGGGUGACUAACUCAAGCGUGAUUGUGCGGAUCCUACUGUCCUAG